GCGAAGCUUCACAGUAGAGAUGAUCUGUGGACAGAAAGCUUGCAGCGCUCAGUAUAGCUGUGAAAGAUGAAAAUACAGCACAAAUAUAUUUAUGAAGUAUUACUGGUAUGAUUGUAUGACCUCACAGGUUCAUAUGAACGCUUAAUGCAAUGUUUAUUUGGUGAAACUCCAGUAUUUUGAGCAUGAGAAUGCCAGAGUUUCUCAUCAUGGACAAGAAACCAGGAUUCUGUCUUGGCUCAUCUGGUAAACUGAUGGAUCAGUAUCUGAUUAAAGACCACAUGCUGUCACAUUACAGAAAGCUGUAUUCAGCAAAAGCUGCUGUGGAUUGUUCAGUGCCUAAAAGCAUGCACGCUAGUGUCAAAUAUGUUGAUCAAAAGCGUCGUGAGCAGCAGAGGAAAAACAGCCAAUCAGGAAGAUCUGAUUCUCAGACAAGCACAAGAAUAAACUCGAGAAGCUCCUGUUCCUCUAAGAAUAGCCGACCGUCUGCUCAGGGUGACUAUCAUUACCUGAAUCACUCUCUGAUGUCCUCAUCGCCCAGAAUCAGCACAUCAUUCCACUCCAAACAAAUCGUUUAUCCGUCCCAAACCGUCUGUAGAUCCGCAACCCCUGCCAACAAUUUCAGAUCUGCUUCAGAGUUGAGUUUCCGCAGCCCAAAUCCUCAAUGGCAGCACUCCACCUCGAGUCAGAGAGCGUACAGCAGUUUUCAGGAUCCUGUUCAGAAGACCUACAGCGGAGACGUCCUGCAGAAACACGCUCACCGCUUCACUCCAGAGAAACCCUUCACACCCAGAACACUCAGAUCUGAGCAGCAGUCCACGCUCUUGCAGUAUCGAUAUUACACUCCGCCACGCAGUAAAGCCAACGAGGAGGAGAAAAGAUCCUCAAGGAUGAUUCGACAGGAGACUUAUCACGGGAGCACACGCUCCAAACAAGCCUCUUCUUCACAGAUCGAGUCGCCACAGCCAUUUGUUCUCGAUCAUGAGUGGUCGGAUGUAGAAACAGACACGUUCAGACUCCACAGCAAGGCAAACAGAUUUAGGGAUGGGGAUUUUCUUCUCUCGUCCUCCAGGAUUUCACCAGAAGGCAUGAGAUCUCCUAUAUUGAGAAAAGUUUCAGCAGAGGAGGAAGAAUUAUUGUACCUGGAGUUUAUUACAGACGUGACGAAUGAGAUCUUAACUCAGGGCCUUUACUCGGACAGGGUGCUGAAGAGAGUAUUCGAACGCCACAUUGAUAUGAACAGGCAUCGAUUAGAUGAGAACAAAAUGCGGCACCUUCUAGACAAUCUUCAGGAUGACCUGCAAUCUCCCGUUUCGGUCCCCGUCACGUCUCUGAGCGCAGAAAAAUCUCACAAACCUUCACAGCUGAGGAACAAAGCAUCAGAUGACGUGGAUGAUCUUCUUCAUAGAGUGUUUGAUGAGGAGCACAGACAGAUUGAAGCUGUUUCUCCUGCAGUAUCAUCUCACCAUAAUGAAGACAGCGAGUUCUCUCUGAAUGAUAAUCCACAUCUCACCUGCACUGAGGAGAAUCCCAGGAGCGCAGAAGACGAUAAUGAAGCGCUGGAGCAGGUGGAGGAGCUCAGAAAAAACAUGGAGGAGUGUUUAUCAGUGUCUGAGACUCUGAAGGAGCAAACCAGAGGAGACAUCAGCGAUGGUGAGGAGUUUUAAUUCAGUUGGCAAACAGCGCUAUACUUUUUUUAGCAGCAGAUUUUCAGAUGUUCUUUGUUUACUUUUUUAAAAUCAUUUUCUAUGCCAGUAUUUUUAACAUGAUGUGUGCAGUAUUUAAUACUUCCCAUGGUGUUUCUACUUGUCGUUUGAGCAUUUAUUGAUUAUGUCAUUUUCAACACGGGCUCAUUGUGAAUACGCACCCCAGUCUACAUUUCUGGAGAGUGCGAAUUAUGCAGUCCGAGGUUUGUUUGGCUUUAUUUUAGUUUACUUUAGUUUUCACGGUGGCUUGCUGUGUAUGGCGGCGGAAUCGCGGUGCAGAGCAGAGCAUGUGUGAUGACAAGGGUUCGAGUCCAGCGAAAAAUAUUCCAGAAAGCAGGUAAAACUAAGCGAGAAUGUGGUAAAAAAAAAUAAAACAUCCGGUAAAAUUGUGCAGGUUUCCUUUUUUUCUAGAUCAACUUUUGAAAAUGCUAUCGGUGGGUUUAGGGAAGGGGGGAGGUUGGGUUAGUCAGUCAGUCAGUCAGUCGACUGCAAGCCGGUUGGCUGAAGAGAAUGUGUGUGUGUGUGUUGUUGCGCCCUCUGGUGGAUUAACGUGAGAAGAGCACGCGUGGGAGACAUUUGAGAUCGGCAAAAAGUGCACACAGUGGCCUCUGGCGAAUUCGCCAAUACAAAAACUGCGAGGAAACGUACCUCGGAGUACAUUUUUGGUGCUCUCCAGAAAUGUAGACUGGGGUACAUAUUCACAAUGACAUAGAAACUUCACUGUAAAUAUGUAAUGAGAAAAAGACAAGAGAACUAAUAUUUUAUGUUGCUUUAACUUAUUUUAACAAGGUAAUCAGGGUUCAACUAGACUUUUUAAGAUACACAAAGUUUAACUUAAUAUUUUUAGUCAGUUUGAUUGAUGUAAGUUCAGAAAAGUUUAUUUAAUUCAGCUAAAAAGUAAAUUUAAUGCAGCAAGAAUGUUUUUAGUGUUGUCACAAUCCUGAUUUAGUUUCUUUCUUCACUGUAGCAAAAGCUGUUUGCCUGAUGUUUUCCCAACACAAAUGAUUAAGUUAGCUUAAUUGUUUUUACAAAUUUGAAUGGAUUGAACAUAAAACAAUUAGUUUUCCCCCCCAAAAAUCUCAAGAAUUGUGUUAAAUAUUUUUAACAUGAUGUGUGCAGUAUUUAAUACUUCCCAUGGUGUUUCUACUUGUCGUUUGAGCAUUUAUUGAUUAUGUCAUUUUCAACACGGGCUCAUUGUGAAUACGCACCCCAGUCUACAUUUCUGGAGAGUGCGAAUUAUGCAGUCCGAGGUUUGUUUGGCUUUGUUUCGUUUGUAUAAAACGAAUACUACAGGGCUGUAUGACACCAGCACCGAUGGCUUCUGUUCCUUUUCACGCUACCGGCUGACCGCUCACCUCCGUGUGGACGGCUUUUUUUCCUAUUACGGAAAUAAAUUACUUUAUUUCCUGCUGUGUACGACGGCGGACUCGGGGUGCAGAGCAGAGCAUGUGUGAUGACAAGGGUUAUUCGAGUCCAGCGAAUGACGUUCCGGGAAGCAGGUAAAACUAAAUGAAAUAAAUAAACAACAGGGCGAGAAUGUGGUAGAAAAAAAUAAAACAUCUGGUAAAAUUGUGCAGGUUUCCUAUUUUUCUAGAUCAACUUUUAAAAAUGCUAUCGGUGGGUUUAGGAAAGGGGGUAGGUUGGGUUAGUUAGUUAGUCAGUCAGUCGACUGCAAGCCGGUUGGCUGAAGAGAAUGUGUGUGUGUGUUGUUGCGCCCUCUGGUGGAUUUACGUGAGAAGAGCACUUGUGGGAGACAUUUGAGAUCGGCAAAAAGUGCACACAGUGGCCUCUGGCGGAUUCGCCAAUACAAAAACUGUGAGGAAACGUACCUCUGAGUACAUUUUUCGUGCUCUCCAGAAAUGUAGACUGGGGUACGUAUUCGCAAUGAGCCUGUGUUGUUUUUUACAGUGUUUUUUGGGUGAGAUUUUGGGUGAACUAUCCCUAAAAUAACCAACCCAGGCUCAUUGCGAAUACAUACUCCAGUCUACAUUUCUGGAGAGUGCGAAUUAUGCAGUCCAAGGUAUGUUUGGCUUUAUUUUGUCUGUAAAAAACGAAUACUACAGGGCUGUAUGACACCAGCACUGACAGCUUCUGUUACUUUUCACGCUACUGGCUGACCGCUUACCUCCGUGUGGAUGGCUUUUUUCCACCGUUAAAACUAGUUUUCCUAGUGGCUCGCUGUGUACGGCGGCGGACUCGGGGUGCAGAACAGAGCAUGUGUGAUGACAAGGGUUAUUUGAGUCCAGCGAAUAACAUUCCGGGAAGCAGGUAAAACUAAAUGAAAUAAAUAAACAACAGGGCGAGAAUGUGGUAGAAAAAAAUAAAACAUCCGGUAAAAUUGUGCAGGUUUCCUAUUUUUCUAGAUCAACUUUUAAAAAUGCUAUCGGUGGGUUUAGGAAAGGGGGUAGGUUGGGUUAGUCAGUCAGUCAGUCAGUCAGUCGACUGCAAGCCGGUUGGCUGAACACAAAGCGUGUGUGUGUAUUGUUGCGCCCUCUGGUGAAUUUACGUGAAAAGAGCACGCGUAGGAGAUAUUUGAGAUCGGCAAAAAGUGCCAAUACAAAAACUGCGAGGAAACGUACCCUGGAGUACAUUUUGGUGCUCUCCAGAAAUGUAGACAGGGGUACAUAUUCGCAAUGACAUAGAAAAUUUUGUCAUUUCUCACACUUCACUGUAAUAAUGUAAUGAGAAAAAGACAAGAGAACUAAUAUUUUAUGUUGCUUUAACUUAUUUUAACAAGGUAAUCAGGGUUCAACUAGACUUUUUAAGAUACACAAAGUUUAACUUAAUAUUUUUAGUCAGUUUGAUUGAUGUAAGUUCAGAAAAGUUUAUUUAAUUCAGUUAAAAAGUAAAUUUAAUGCAGCAGGAAUGUUUUUACAGUGUUGUCACAAUCCUGAUUUAGUUUCUUCACUGUAGCAAAAGCUGUUUGCCUGAUGUUUUCCCAACACAAAUGAUUUAGUUAGCUUAAUUGUUUUUACAAAUUUGAGUGGAUUGAACAUAAAACAAUUAAGUUGAAUUGUGUUGUUUAAUAUUUUUACCCGGUUGUGUGCAGUAUUUAAUACUUUCCAUGAUGUUUCUACUUGUCAUUUGAGCAUUUAUUGAUUAUGUAAUGUUCAACACUGGCUCAUUGUGAAUACGUACCCCAGUCUACAUUUCUGGAGAACGUGAGUUAUGCACUCUGAGGUAUGUUUGCCUUCAUUUCAUCUGUAAAAACGAACGCUACGGCGCUGUAUGACACCGGCGCAGAUAGCUUCUUUUCCUUUUCGCCCUACCGGCUGACUGCUCUCCUCCGUGUGGACGGCUUUUCCGCUGAUACCAGUUUGCCCAGUGGCUUGCCACGGACGCUGGUGGACUUUGGACAUGGAGCGGACUGUGUGUGACGACAAGGGGUUCGAGUUAGGCAAAUAACGUUCCGGAAAGCAGGCAAAACAAAAGUAAAUAAAUAAACAACAGGGCAAAAACGUAGUAAAAAAAAAUAAAACAUCCAAAAACAUGGUAAAAUCGAGCUGAUCGAGUUGAAAAUGCUAUCGGUUGGGUUUAGGGAAGGGGGUAGGUUGGGUCAGUCGGUCGGCCAGUCAGAGAGUCACUGGACAGCAAGCCGGUCAGCUGAAGAGUUGUGUGUGUGUGUUGUUGCACCCUCUGGUGGAUUUACUCGAGAAGAGCAAUGUAGACUGGCAUACGUAUUCGCAAUGAGCCUGGGUUGGUAGUUUUAGGGAUAGUUCACCCAAAAUCUCACCCAAAAAACACUGUAAAAAUGAUGUUUUCCCAACACAAAUUAUUAAUUAGCUUAAUUGUUUUUAUAAAUUUAAGUGGAUUUAACAUAAAACAAUUAGGUUGUCCCCCGAAAAAUCUCAAGAAAUGUGUCGUUAAAUUUUUAAAAUAAUCAUAAUCAAUAAUUUUUGGGUGCUCUGUUGAACACAAAAGAAGAUAUUUUGAAAAAUGCUGAAAGCUGUAACCAUUGACUUCUAUAGUAUUUGUUUUUCCUACAAUAUUUCUAGCUUUUUUCAAAAUAUAUAUAUUUUUUCAAUUUUUAACAGAGAAAGGUGAGUAAAUAGAGUAAUUUUCAAUUUGCGGUGAACUAUCCCUUUAAGACUCAAGAGCCAUAUUACUGAAAAUACAACACUUUUGUUUGUGACUUAGUUUUACUUUGGUAACUGUAGUGUUUUAGUUUGUGAAUGAGAUAACAUACAGUUGCAGUAUUCAAAUCUGGUGUUUUAGUAGAUACAGUUUACUUUAAUUAAACUGGAAGAUGUUUAGGCUUUAUCAUUACACAUGAUAUAUUUAUUGAUCCAUAAUAUUAUUUAUAAUAAAGACAGUAUUGAAGAAAAACUACAUUUCCGAUUUAAAAACAAAGGGUUAAAUCUUCUCUUUCCUAUUGGACAUUUGAAAAUAUAACCAUUAAAUGAAUAUAUAAUUCAGAUAAUGGAUUAGACUAAAUGAGAAGCGAGCCUAAGAGUAAUCCAAUUUAAUUAUUUUCUUUUAGUUUGCGAUUAAAAAGUGUAGUAUUGAUAUAGAUCGAUUUAGUAAAUACAUUAAAGCUGUCUUUAAAUAUGGUUUAAACAUUUCAAAUCUUGUUACACUGAAAGAUACAAUAUAAUUACUAUAAUUUACUGUUAGAUAUGACUGGUUUAAUCGAGUGUUUUGCAUUAUUUAACUACUGAGGAAUGAGAAACCUUUUUACUGUGAUUUUUUUUAUAUUCUCAAAU
Danio aesculapii is the source of this 6406-nucleotide messenger RNA. It is a transcript of the gene spata7, whose product is annotated as spermatogenesis associated 7. NCBI's taxonomy places the organism in Eukaryota, Metazoa, Chordata, Actinopteri, Cypriniformes, Danionidae. The transcript is spliced from 12 exons. Bases 183 to 1664 code for a protein of 493 amino acids. The record is from RefSeq and is a predicted model, not a curated record. Gene Ontology annotation, cellular component: photoreceptor distal connecting cilium; axoneme; rod photoreceptor outer segment. Gene Ontology annotation, biological process: protein localization to photoreceptor outer segment; microtubule cytoskeleton organization; protein localization to photoreceptor connecting cilium.